Messenger RNA from Microbotryum saponariae, 1256 nucleotides. The record is from the annotation of a GenBank genome assembly. NCBI's taxonomy places the organism in Eukaryota, Fungi, Basidiomycota, Microbotryomycetes, Microbotryales, Microbotryaceae.
AUGGUCACAGCUCCCAGUCGUCACUUGGUUCUGCUUGCAACAGCUCUCCUCUUGGUCCAACUCGCCGCGGCGACAUCGAAGCCUCGGAAGCACUACCUCAACCGGCUUCAGGUCUUCGGCGAUGCGCUCUCCGAUGAUGGGUCCGUACUUCACGCCGAGUCCAUACGCUCAUAAUGAGUAGGUGCACCCACGCUGACCAUUGCAUUCUCUUCUCUCGUUCUUCAGCAAAGGUACAUGGAACCUGACCAACCACACCUGGCCCUCGAACGGCAACUAUUACCAGCACCGCUUCACAAACGGCUUCACCCACACCGAGAUCUUGGCGCAGCAUCUGGGCUUCCCUCUCAACAGCUCGGCCAUCGCCGGUGCCACAACUAACAACAAGCUCGUCCAGGGUCUCACGGGCUCAAGCAACAAGAUCCCCGUCCCCUCCAUCUUGGACCAGGUCAAGCGCUUCAUUGACCCCCCGGCUUCCGACUUUCCUCCCGGUUCCGGUGACGACAUUACCCGUCCUGCCAUCGAUCGGAUACUCUUCGUCAUCUAUGCUGGCGCAAACGACGCCUUGCUAGGCAGGAAGAAGAAUGUUUCGGCCAAGCAAGUCGCGAAGCAGAUCCAGACCUCGAUCAAGACGCUCAAAGCCGUCGGUGCGUUGUCCGAUCACGUGACUGUGCCUUCUCAGCUGUGAUAAGUUUGUGGAGCAGUCACUGACGCAGCGUGUCCGCUCAAACCAUAUUCUACAGGCGGUGUCUACUUUCUUUUACCUACGAUGCCCCCUCUGAACCGCAACAAUCGCCUCAACAAGCAGUCCUACCUGGCCAACUACCUCAAGGACCUGCGCAUGGAGAUCAUCGACAUCGGUCGCAACGACCCCAACGUCAUCGUCGCCGAUGUUUAUGGAUUGUUCCAAAAAAUCAACAGCAAACCCUCAAAGUACAAGUAUACGACCGUGCUUGCGCCGUGCUUGGCAGGAGGUGAGUGGUCAGAAUCUUCCUGAGCUGGACGGUUGAAGCGCCCAUCUUUCGUUGUCUCACGCCUCCACAACGCAAGCCGGGACCUCCGACAGAAGACUAGAGGCUGAAACGAUGCCUCUUUCGACCUGUCUUCUUGCAGUCUAUGGGACAGGCAGCAAAGUGACCUUCUGCCAGAAGCCGGACGACUAUCUCUACUUUGACGAUUACAACCCGGGAAGCCGGGCGCAAGAUAUGAUGGCCGAGCUCGAGUACCAUGCGCUCAAGAAGGAGGGAUGGGUUCGAUAG